This is a messenger RNA of Caenorhabditis sp. 36 PRJEB53466, 2050 nucleotides long. The record is from the annotation of a GenBank genome assembly. NCBI's taxonomy places the organism in Eukaryota, Metazoa, Nematoda, Chromadorea, Rhabditida, Rhabditidae.
AUGGAUGGUCGUGUCCACUCGAACAGUCCUUCUUCUCAUCCCAAAAGGUGACACAACACAACCGGUUCUCUGCGUCUCACAACACACGCAUACAAAAGUCAUCCCGCCGAUUGAAUUUAUGGUUUUGUGUUUUCCCAUCACCACUUCUUCCACGUUCUGUGUCCAUGAAUAUUCAUAAAGCUGUUCUCAUCGAUUCAAUUCAAACUAAAUGCGAAUGGAACCAUCGUAUCGUUUUUCACCAAAUGCUUGCCUUUUACCUACCAUUAAAUGAAUGUUGUUGAUAAAAGAUCAACACCAAUCGUCUUUUUUGUGUCCGUCCGUUCCCCAUCUCAUUCCUUCCCUCCCUAUCUGUUUUGUUUCUCAUUUCAGUAUGCGACCUCUGCUCUUCGGCCUUUUCUUCAAUUGUGUUCUAGCUAUUCCGCUCGGCAAACAGACGGGAUAUGACGAUGCGGAGGCGCGGAGACUCGUCAAGUUGGCCGCCGCUUCUUAUGGAAACAAACAUGUUCCGUGCAUUAAAAAGUACGCUUUGACUUGUUGUUCUUUUUUUUUUACUGUUUUUCUUUCAGAUCCUUUGGAAACGGUGAGAAUUUUCACAUUGAGAGUCUAGAGCAGAAGAGUUGCGAUCACUUGGACAGCACGUGCGCCUCGUAUGUCGGUUAGUUUUGUUCUAUAUCAGAGAUGUUGGGAAUUCCGUGUUCCGCGUUUUUUUCAAUAUUUUUUCCGUGUUCCGUGUUCCAUUAAAAAAAAAAAUUUCCGUGUUCCGUGUUCCGUAGAAAUAAGUUUUUUCCGUUUUCCGUGUUCCGUGUUCCGUAUAAACUAUAUUUUCCGCGGAAAAAUUCGAUCACAAGUGGAUUCCAUUUUCAGUCGUUUUUUACUGUAGUUGUUUACUGUUGUGUUGUUGGUUUUGUUAUUUUUAUGAAAUUUUCAGUAAAACUUUCACAUGAGUCAAACAGCUGCCUUGUCAGUCAGAUAAUCGAAUUAAACAAAACUUUAAAAAAAAAAUCACUGGAAUUCUCUUGAAAACGCUUUUUUCCGUGUUCCGUAAAAAAAAAAUUUUCCGUGUUCCGUGUUCCGUGUUCCGUAGAGUAAAAUUUUUAUUCCCAACAUCUCUGUUCUAUAUGAAUAGUGUAAAGCUGGACCUGAAUAACCUGAAAGCAUUUCAGUUGUGUCUGAAAAUGCCCGACGGAUAAUAGUCGUGUUCCGUGGCACCAAGACCAAGACGCAACUACUUUUGGAAGGCUGGCAGUCGAUCAACGACGGCAUCGACUUUUUCGACAUGGGCAACGUCAACAGAUACUUUUUGAACGCUCAUCUCGUGCUCUGGCCCGAAAUCGAAAAAGUGAUCACAGAUGCCAAGUGGGCGGUCGGUUUGGUAGUCAAUUUGAAUAAUACACAACUCUCAAAAUGUUCCAGGACUACGAGAUCACGUUCACCGGACACUCUCUGGGCGGUGCUCUCGCAGCUCUCGCGGCCGCCCGGACCGCCAAACAGGGCUUCCGCGCCGGUGCCAACAUAAAAGUCUACACGUUCGGUCAACCUCGCGUCGGCAACCGUCAAUUCGCCGGUAACUUUGACGCGCUCCUGCCGAACACCUACCGAGUGGUCUUCCGACGGGACAUCGUACCGCACAUGCCCGCUUGCCACAAGAAUCAGACGUUUGUCUCGACGCACGAAGGCGGCGCGAAGCCGUGUCACGCCGAUCAACUCGACUACUAUCAUCACGGAACCGAGAUCUGGUACCCGGACGAGAUGACCGCCGGCGCGCACUACGUCGAGUGUCUCGGCGCUCCGAAGAACGAGGACUUUGCGUGCUCCGACCGCAUCAAGUUCUUCAUCGAUCAGUCGGAAAGUUACGUUUGGGAUCAUCGCCACUACUUUGCCGUCAAGGUUAGUUCUGCUGGCUAAUGAGGCGUGAACAAAUGAAUGUAAACAGGUACCGCCGUACGGAAAAACCGGGUGCGACGACCAGUUUCCGGAGGGCAAGCCGUCGGUUUUCGAGAACGUCGUCAGCCGAAUCAAUCUUCUCACCAGGACGAUUGGACUCGAUUGA